Penicillium robsamsonii is the source of this 1635-nucleotide messenger RNA. Its product is annotated as putative alanine aminotransferase. The record is from RefSeq and is a predicted model, not a curated record. Bases 1 to 1635 code for a protein of 544 amino acids. The transcript has 3 exons. Gene Ontology annotation, biological process: biosynthetic process. Gene Ontology annotation, molecular function: pyridoxal phosphate binding; L-alanine:2-oxoglutarate transaminase activity. NCBI's taxonomy places the organism in Eukaryota, Fungi, Ascomycota, Eurotiomycetes, Eurotiales, Aspergillaceae.
AUGUCCUGGCAAUAUAAGCUCGCAUCCAGUAUGCGGGCCUCUCCGCUACGGGCGCUGACUCGGGCUAACGGACUCCUACAUUGCCCGGCCGCACGUGGCGCUGCGGGGUGUCUCUCCGCUAGAUCAGAGCCCAUCAUGACUCAAACCACCGUCGCAUAUACCGCUAAGCGCACCCUCUCGGCUGUCAAGUCCCGCAAAUGCCUAAACGUCGAUAACAUCAACCAGCAUGUUAAGGACGCCAAGUACGCCGUACGCGGUGAAUUGGCCGUCAAGGCUGAGGCCUACCGCCAACGUCUGAUUGACGGCGACAAGUCCCUACCCUUUGAUAGCGUCAUCUUCGCCAACAUCGGUAACCCUCAACAGCUCGAUCAGCAGCCCAUCACCUUCUUCCGCCAGGUCCUCAGUCUUGUCGAGAACCCCUUGUUGUUGAAGAACCCCGAGGUCCUCAAGGAGUCAUUUGGAUACAAACAGGAUGUGAUCGACCGAGCCCAGGCCCUUUUGGUCAAUGUGCAGAGCGUUGGCGCCUACAGUCACAGCCAGGGUGCACCAGGCAUCCGGGACAGCGUCGCCAAGUUCAUUGAGAAGCGUGAUGGCUUCCCUGCCAACCCCCAGGACCUGUUCCUGACCGCCGGUGCUUCAUCGGGUGUGAGCACCAUUUUGAACGUCAUCUGCAACGAUCCCAGUGCCGGUAUCCUGGUCCCUAUUCCUCAGUACCCUCUUUACACCGCCAGCUUGACGCUGUUGAAUGCUCGCUGCGUUCCUUACCUUCUCGAGGAGGACAAGGCAUGGGGUACUGACGUCAACGUCAUCCUCAAGUCCAUGGAGGAGGCCAAGGCCGCCGGCACCGAUGUGCGCGCCAUUGUCGUCAUCAACCCCGGUAACCCAACCGGUGCCUCUCUGAGCGCCGACGACAUCAAGAAGGUCCUUGAUGUCGCCGCUGCGGAGAGCUUGGUGGUUAUCGCUGACGAGGUGUACCAGACCAAUGUUUUCCAGGGCGAGUUUGUCUCAUUCAAGAAGCGUCUUUGCCAGCUCCAGCAGGAGCAGCCCGGCAAGUACGACGAUGUCGAGCUGGUCUCGCUACACAGUCUCUCUAAGGGUAUGGUUGGUGAAUGCGGCCACCGCGGUGGCUACUUCGAGCUUGUUGGCUUCGACCCCCUCGUCCAGGAGCAGAUCUACAAGCUCGUCAGCAUUGGCCUGUGCCCGCCGGUCGUCGCACAGUGCCUGCUCGAGUGCAUGGUCAACCCUCCCCUCAAGGGCGAUCCUAGCUACGAGCUCUACCACAAGGAGUACAACGCCAUCUCGGAUGGCCUGCGCAAGCGCGCUCAUUCCUUGUUCAACGCCUUCCAGCGCAUGGAGGGUGUUGAGCUCCAGGAGCCCCAGGGUGCCAUGUACCUCUUCCCCACUAUCCACCUCCCUCAAAAGGCCGUGGAUGCCGCCGCCGCCGAGGGCCGCCCCGCUGAUGAGUUCUACUGCUUGGCCUUGUUGGACGCCACCGGUGUCUGCGUCGUUCCCGGCUCUGGCUUCGGUCAGAAGGAGAACACUUUCCACUUCCGCACAACCUUCCUUGCCCCCGGCAUCGACUGGGUUGAGCGCAUCGUCAAUUUCCACUCGGAAUUCAUGAACAAGUACCGAUGA